AUGCUAGCAGUGCCUUCUGCAUCUUCAAACAUGGCGUCUACAAAGGCCGUUAUCUUGGUUGGUGGACCAUCUAGAGGAACUAGAUUCAGGCCUCUUUCACUGGAUAUGCCCAAACCCCUUUUUGAAGUUGCCGGUCACCCUAUCAUACUACACUGCCUGAAGGCUGUUGCCAAAGUCCCUGGCAUCCGCGAAGUCAUUCUCGUCGGAUACUACGAUGAGACCGUGUUCCGAGACUUCAUCAAGUCAGCCAGUGUAGAGUUCCCCCAAUUCCGCAUCCAAUACCUCCGCGAAUACCAGGCCCUUGGCACUGCUGGAGGUCUCUACCACUUCCGAGAUGCCAUUCUCAAGGGUCGCCCUGAGCGUUUCUUCGUCCUUAACGCCGAUGUCUGCUGCUCCUUCCCACUGGGUGAGAUGCUCAAGCUCUUCGAAGAGAAGGAUGCAGAGGCUGUCAUCCUUGGUACCCGCGUCAGCGACGACGCUGCCACCAAUUUCGGCUGCAUUGUCUCCGACACCCACACGAAGAGAGUCCUUCACUACGUCGAGAAGCCAGAGUCACACAUUUCGAACCUGAUAAACUGCGGUGUCUACCUCUUUGCUACCGAGUGCAUCUUCCCUUCCAUCCGCAGUGCUAUCAAACGCCGCACCGCCCGCCCUCGUCUACUCUCAUAUCCAUCAUCUGAAAAUCUCGAAUCUUCUUAUGUAGCCCAGGACGAUUCCGCCGAAAUGCCGGAGGUCCUACGUCUCGAGCAGGAUAUCCUUCCUGACCUCGCAGACAGCAACCGUUUCUUUGUCCAUGAAACCAAGGACUUCUGGCGCCAGAUCAAGACCGCAGGCUCCGCUGUUCCAGCUAAUGCUCUCUACCUCCAAAAGGCCUUCCAGUCUGGCUCUGAAGAGCUCGCUGCCCCCUCCGCAUCCAUUGUUCCACCAGUUUACAUUCACCCCUCCGCCACUGUCGAUCCUACCGCCAAGCUUGGACCAAAUGUCUCCAUCGGUGCACGAGCCGUUGUUGGCCCAGGCGUCCGUAUCAAGGAGUCCAUUGUCCUUGAAGACGCUGAGAUCAAGCACGAUGCAUGUAUUUUGUACUCCAUCAUUGGUUGGAGUAGCCGCGUCGGUGCAUGGGCUCGAGUCGAAGGCACCCCCACCCCAGCUGGUAGUCACUCUACGACCAUCAUCAAAAACGGUGUCAAGGUCCAAAACAUCACUAUCCUUGGCAAGGAGUGUGGUGUUGGCGAUGAAGUUCGUGUUCAGAACUGUGUUUGCUUGCCGUUCAAAGAGCUCAAACGGGAUGUUGCAAAUGAAGUCAUCAUGUAG
Messenger RNA from Trichophyton verrucosum HKI 0517, 1311 nucleotides. RefSeq lists its product as uncharacterized. The transcript has 4 exons. Gene Ontology annotation, molecular function: transferase activity. Lineage: Eukaryota; Fungi; Ascomycota; Eurotiomycetes; Onygenales; Arthrodermataceae. The record is from RefSeq and is a predicted model, not a curated record. Gene Ontology annotation, biological process: biosynthetic process. Bases 1 to 1311 code for a protein of 436 amino acids. Gene Ontology annotation, cellular component: cytoplasm.